UUUACUCUAUGACCAACUGAUCAGGGAUUCUACCACAAAAACGGGCAAAUGUCUCAAAAUCCGAAAUUUUUUUUCCAGCCGAGCAAGCUGCUUAUCCUCUCCCUCAAAAUGCCUUGGAAUGAGGGCUACCUUCACCAGAGUCCAUAUAGUAACAGAACUACAGAGAACGAGAGUGUAUUAUAUAGUACACACAUUCCUACACAGGUGUAGCUGCACCACAAUACAAUACUUGAUCCGUAACACCACAAUAUGAUAGUGAAAACCAAACACUGUGUAUACUAGGAGAAGGUAUAUAGCACAUUUACUAAGAUAAUACACGUUUUACAAACCCAAGUUGGACAACAGUGACAAAUCGUCCAAUCAGGUCAUUUGG
This is a messenger RNA of Geodia barretti, 373 nucleotides long. NCBI's taxonomy places the organism in Eukaryota, Metazoa, Porifera, Demospongiae, Tetractinellida, Geodiidae. The record is from the annotation of a GenBank genome assembly.